Messenger RNA from Kwoniella botswanensis, 996 nucleotides. RefSeq lists its product as uncharacterized. The transcript is spliced from 5 exons. The record is from RefSeq and is a predicted model, not a curated record. Lineage: Eukaryota; Fungi; Basidiomycota; Tremellomycetes; Tremellales; Cryptococcaceae. The coding region runs from base 1 to 996 and encodes 331 amino acids.
AUGCAAUACGUCAACCUUGGUAAAUCCGGUCUCAAGGUCUCUAAGCUCAUCUUGGGAUGUAUGCAAUAUGGUUCAGGACAAGAUUGGAUGAUCCCCGAUCACGAAGAAGGUAUAAGACAGCUGAAGUACGCUUAUGAUCAAGGAAUUAAUACCUUCGAUACAGCCAAUGUCUACUCCGGAGGCGAAUCCGAGAUCAUCCUUGGCAAAUUCCUCAAACAACAUCAGAUCCCACGAGAGAGCGUGGUGAUUCUCACCAAGGUAUUUGGAACGGAUGGGAAGCUGGAAGAUAAAGGUCCAGCUGGAUGGACUAACCAGAAGGGAUUGAAUAGGAAGAGAAUCUUCGCCUCCGUUCAAGCCUCUCUUGAAAGACUUCAACUAGACUACGUCGACUUACUUCAAGUACACCGAUGGGACCCCGAAACGCCCUUCGAAGAGACCAUGCAAGCUUUGCAUGACGUAGUGCAAAAAGGGUGGGUGAGAUAUGUGGGAAUGAGUAGUUGUUGGGCAUGGCAGUUCCAAUUGAUGCAGCAAUACGCAAUUCACAAUCGACUUACACCAUUCAUCUCGAUGCAAAAUCAACACAACGCCAUCUACCGAGAAGAAGAACGUGAGAUGAUGCCCAUGCUGAAGCAUUUCGGGAUUGGCGUAAUACCAUGGGGGCCUAUAGGAGGUGGGAUCUUGACUCGACCUUAUGAAGAGAUGGCCUCGACUGUCAGAGGAGCAGGUAGACCCAAAGAUGGAAGGGGUGAACAACCCUCCGACAAGCUGAUAAUUGACAAGAUCGAAGAAAUCUCCAAAAAUCGAGGAUGUACAAUGGCGGAAGUCGCCGUUAGCUGGUCUUGCCAAUCACCCUGGGUCACUGCUCCUAUCGUCGGUGUUAGGUCGACUGAGAGAUUAGACGAGUUGAUCAGAGGGAUGAAUCUUGGUCUAAGUGAGGAUGAGAUAAAGGACAUCGAUGGGUUGUAUAAACCUGUGGCUGUUAGGGGUCACGCUUAG